This is a messenger RNA of Boleophthalmus pectinirostris (great blue-spotted mudskipper), 4576 nucleotides long. It is a transcript of the gene hyou1, whose product is annotated as hypoxia up-regulated 1. Gene Ontology annotation, biological process: negative regulation of hypoxia-induced intrinsic apoptotic signaling pathway; cellular response to hypoxia; endoplasmic reticulum unfolded protein response. The record is from RefSeq and is a predicted model, not a curated record. Gene Ontology annotation, molecular function: ATP-dependent protein folding chaperone; ATP binding. Lineage: Eukaryota; Metazoa; Chordata; Actinopteri; Gobiiformes; Gobiidae. Gene Ontology annotation, cellular component: endoplasmic reticulum chaperone complex. Bases 191 to 3118 code for a protein of 975 amino acids. The transcript is spliced from 24 exons.
UUGAGUGGAUCCAAUGAGCUGACGCCGCGUCCUGGGCCCAACACAGAGCAGCACGCCGGUGAUAAAGGGAACUAAAAACUACUAAGCGUGGCGUUUACGAGGCUUUUGCACAACGACCAGAACAGAAAAGUAUCAUAAAUAGCAGCGUGAAUGAAGUGGACCUCUUUCAUUUGCCAGUAAGAGAUAGCUCAUGAUGGGACCGAGGAAGCUGCCAGUCUUAUCACUCUUCUGCCUUGUUUUGGCUUUGUUGCCUCAUGAUGCAGCUUCUGUGGCUGUUAUGUCUGUCGAUCUGGGCAGUGAAUGGAUGAAAAUGGCAAUAGUUAAACCUGGUGUGCCAAUGGAGAUCGUCCUCAACAAAGAGUCGAGGAGGAAAACUCCAGCUGUUGUGUGCCUAAAGGAAAAUGAAAGACUGUUUGGUGAUAAUGCGUUGGGAAUGUCUGUAAAAAAUCCCAAAACAGUGUACAGAUAUCUUCAGUUACUGUUGGGUAAAAAGCUUAGCAACCCACAGGUGGCGCUCUACCAGAAACGUUUCCCUGAGCAUCAGAUACAAGUGGAUCCUCAGCGUGGCACAGUUUACUUCAAAUACUCAGAGGAUAUGCAAUAUUCACCAGAAGAGCUGCUUGGGAUGAUGCUCAAUUAUUCGCGUGUUUUGGCUCAGGAUUUUGCUGAGCAGCCAAUCAAAGAUGUAGUGAUCACGGUGCCAGCCUUCUUUAACCAGGCUGAGCGCCGGGCAGUGCUGCAGGCGGCACAGAUGGCCGGUUUAAAGGUGCUUCAACUCAUCAAUGACAACACAGCGGUCGCCCUUAACUACGGCGUGUUCAGGAGGAAGGAUAUCGAUAACAAUCCUAAGAGUGUGAUGUUUUACGACAUGGGCUCUGGAAGCACAACUGCCACCAUCGUCACGUACCAGACGGUGAAGACCAAGGACUCUGGGACACAGCCUCAGCUACAGAUCCGCGGUGUCGGUUUUGACCGUGGUCUUGGAGGUUUUGAGAUGGACCUGCGGCUGCGUGACCAUUUGGCCAAACUGUUCAAUGAGCAGAAGAAGAGCAAGAAAGACGUGAGAGAAAACCACAGAGCCAUGGCCAAGCUGCUCAAAGAGGCUCAGAGACUGAAGACUGUGCUCAGCGCCAAUGUGGACUUCAUGGCACAGGUCGAGGGUUUGAUGGAUGACAUUGAUUUCAAAGCCAAAGUGACUCGCAGUGACUUUGAACAGCUGUGUGCAGAUCUGUUUGAGAGGGUUCCCCAGCCAGUGAAUGACGCUCUCACCAGUGCAGAGAUGACAAUGGAUGAAAUCGAGCAAGUGAUCUUAGUCGGGGGCUCAACUCGUGUGCCGAAGGUGCAGGAAGUGCUGCUCAAAGCUGUUGGAAAGGAAGAGCUUGGGAAAAACAUAAAUGCAGACGAGGCAGCGGCCAUGGGCGCUGUGUACCAGGCAGCUGCUCUGAGUAAAGCCUUCAAAGUCAAACCUUUCCUGGUCAGAGAUGCAGCCGUGUUCCCCAUUCAGGUGGAGUUCAGUCGUGAAACUGAAGAGGAUGGAGUGAGAACUGUAAAACACAACAAGCGCAUUUUGUUCCAGCGGAUGGCGCCAUAUCCCCAACGUAAAGUCAUUACAUUCAAUCGCUACACUGAUGACUUCACCUUUGAGGUCAACUAUGGGGACCUCAGCUUUCUCUCUCAAGAAGAUCUCAGUAUGUUUGGCUCUCGAAACCUCACCACAGUCAAACUCUUGGGAGUGGGGAGCAGUUUUCAGAAACAUUCAGAUGCAGAAUCAAAGGGGAUCAAAGCCCACUUCAACAUGGACGAGAGUGGUCUUCUUCUGCUGGAUCGGGUUGAAGCUGUGUUUGAAACCAUUGUGGAGGAGAAGGAAGAGGAGUCAACAUUAACAAAACUGGGCAACACAAUUUCCACCUUAUUUGGCGGAGGAUCUUCUGACCCUGCUCCCAACAUAACAGAACCUGUCCAGGAUGAGGAGGAAGUUCCCCCUGAAUCUGGGAAGGACGACAAAGAGCCGGAUGGUAACAAUGAUCAGAACGAAAAAAUGGAGUUUGAGAAAAGUGAUUCUGAAAAGGAGAAGACGGAGGAGGCAGGCAGCAAGACGGACGCCAAGGAUGAAAAAGAUGCAGAGAAGUCCGAGAGCACAGACACUGACAAAGAAGAAGACAAAAAAACCAAACCACAGAAAAAAAGUAAAAUCUCAGAUGAAAUUUCUGUUGAACUGGUCAUUCAUGAUAUUGUGGAUCCCUCUACCGAUGACGUCCUCGCCUCCCAAAAGAAACUUCAGGAUCUGACUGACAGAGACUUGGCCAAACAGGAACGAGAGAAGACUUUGAAUAAUCUGGAGGCAUUUAUUUUUGAGACGCAGGACAAGAUGUACCAAGACGAGUACCAGCUGGUGGUGUCUGAGGAGGAGCAGGAGCAGAUCGUGGCGAAGCUGAGAGAGGUGUCUGAGUGGAUGGAUGAGGACGGAUACUCGGCCACCACCAAAGAGUUGCGCGCGAAGCUAACGGAGCUAAAGAGUAUGUGUAAGGACAUGUUCUUCAGGGUGGAGGAGAGGAGGAAGUGGCCUGAGCGCCUGGCCUCUUUGGAAAGCAUGCUCAACACAUCCAGUUUUUUCCUGAGGAGUGCCAGACUGAUUCCUGAGGAUGACCAAAUAUUCACUGAAGUCGAGUUAAACGUGUUGGAAAAAGUUAUAAAUGAAACAACUACUUGGAAAAAUGAAACUGUAGCAGAACAGGAGAAGCGCUCUCCCAAAGAACGUCCAGUCCUGUUGUCCAGAGAUAUUGAAACCAAGCUGGGUCUGCUGGACAGGGAGGUCAACUAUUUACUGAACAAGGCCAAGUUUGCCAAGCCCAAAACAAAGCCUAAGGCGAAAAACAGCACAAGCACUGAUAAAAGUAGUAAAGCAAAUACCACAGCAGAGGAGACGGUUAUCCCUCCAGCAGCCGAGAACUCGGACAAAACUACUGAGAGUCCAGAGGAGGUACAGCCCGCCGAGGCUCCACCCACAGAGGACAACACAGCACAAAAUGAAUCUGAUGACCAAUCACAGACACCCGAGGAAACAGAAACACCUGAAACGUCCGAAACUAAAAGCAACCACGUAGAUGACGAGUUAUAACAUCUGGAAUUAACAGAGGAACAAAGAAAUCUCACUAUUUAUUGACGGUGUGUAAAUGUUGAAGCUCCUCCCAUUUUUGUGUUUCCGUUUUUAUUUCCGUUCCCGGUAAAUGAACUCCUGGAGAUUAUUUGUUUGGAAAAGGUUGGACACCACUCAUCAUUUGGAUCAUGUCUGACAUAGCUACUGUGAGCAAACAAGCGCUCUUAUCAAACAAAUAUCAAAUAACAUUUCACCGUUGUUGUUGCUAGGAAACAUUAUCACUAUGGACACUGGAUUCUUAAUUUAACAUUUGUCCCGAAACUGCAACUUUAUGGACGCUUGGAAGGGCUCUGUUCUUAAAGAAUCUUGUUGCUUGGAUUAUGAUACUGGUCAUAAAUGGUAGUAAAGUAAGUUUCUGUCAGUUAUACAUAACUUAUUCAAAAAACUUAAAAGAACAUGGAUAAAACUCUUAAAGAUGCACUGUGCAACUUUUUGUGGUAUUGAUACUUUUCAGUGAUGUCACGCUGGAGGUGUUCUACGUGCAUCUCUAUUGGCUCAAUGUUCAUUAGUUACCAUGGUGACACACGUUGGCAAACACUGCCAAAGUUUUAAGUAUUAGAUGCAAGAUUACUAAAUUUAAUGCCAUACUGUGGAACAUUUCAGUCUGAACAAUAGCAUCAGAAAAUUGCACAGUGCAUCUUUAAAAUGAAUUAAAAUUGAGUUGAUUUGUGGCAAUUAAAAUCUAGUUUUUAUUUGUAUGAAGUAGGUCUUGAGUGGAAUUUAGGGUGCGUUCCCACUUGCAAAACAUUACUUCAAAAUUGGGAUUAAACUCAAAGCCUCUUGGACUAGAUGUGUGCGAAACCAGGACUAGAUGUGUGCGAAACCAGGACUAGAUGUGUGCGAAACCAGGACUAGAUGUGUGCGAAACCAGGACUAGAUGUGUGCGAAACCAGGACUAGAUGUGUGCGAAACCAGGACUAGAUGUGUGCGAAACCAGGACUAGAUGUGUGCGAAACCAGGACUAGACGUGUGCGAAACCAGGACUAGACGUGCACUAAACCAGGACAAAGCCUUCAUCAGGGCUAAACUGACUUCAAACCAAGACCAAACCAGAACUAGUGUGAACGCGCCCUAAAUGUUGAAGUUCAAGGCAUUUCAAAUCCGCACAGUGUGUUUUUCCUGGUAAACAGAUCCAUUGGUGCCCAUAUGAACUUGAAUUUAAGUACAAGCCGAAUACUUUUACUUUUAAUUAAAACUUUUUGCAUUUUAAAUCUUCACCAGCUGCUAAGAGUUGGACGAGGUGCACUUGAAUGUUCUGUUUUUACCUCGAGCAGUUGGGUCAUUUACAUCAGAGUUUAGGUUCACUGUGGACUUUUGUGUCGACACAAGAAAAGAGUGAGGGGGGUCUAAAUAAAUGUCUGGAAUGAAAGAUGGAAAAUAUUGUUUCUAAACUGUUAAUAAAAACUAUGUCUUUUUAUA